GUGAGACACGAAUGUUUGAGGAGGUUCCUAUUCUCAGAGCUUUACUUGAUCAUCAUUAAUAAAAAGCUUGAGAACAUUCAGUCUUUGAUUUAGUGAUUACAGCGUAAGAUACUGUUACUGUUUAUAUUUGUGCAUAUAUUCAAUAUAGUGUUAUUCUUUAAAAGUUCUUUUGGCGUUUCGCCAAGACUAAAUCUGUCCUAAACAAGGUGCAGUGAUGGUAGUUUCAGCAAUGAAUCCUGCAAAUGACGGAAAUCUUGAUGAUCAGUGAAACCAAUAACUGUACUCUAAGUUCAGGCCAGGUCUAUUCAGCACCUCACUUUCACAAAACAUCUGACGUGCUGCUUAUAUUGUAAAGUAGAAAUGUACAAGUGCACAAUAAUUUCUUUUCAAAAACAAGAACUACUGCUAACAUCCUCCGGCAGCAUUUAAACGUUAAAUGAGAGCAGUACCUGCCAAUCGUCUAAAUCUUUCGGGAUCUCUGACACGUUACCGUGUGUACACACAUGAUUGAUCGUACCAUAGACCAAUGAAAAAGUGAGCGUUAGUCUUGUAGCGAAUCAUCAAGUAACUAGAUUCUAAUUUUGCGCCAAUCAGAUUGCUGUUGUUGUUGGAUGCACCCAAUCCCAGCAGGAGGGUGGGUUCUCGUUGAAGGAGCGCGAACGGUUAAGGACAGACAGCUAAGGGAAAAUGGCGGAGGUGACGUGAGUAUAUGGAAGUAACGUUAUCUGGGGUUCCCAAAUGUGUUUAGCAAUUUAAAUGGGCGCAUGUUUAUUUUGUAGACCUUUUUAAGUAAUUAUGUCACACAGACAGAUUAUUAGCUUUUCACUAACUAGCUAGUUCCGUUCUGUGGCGUCGUUGGACUCAGAUGGGUAGAACCGUCAGAUGGAUCGGGUUUCCUGAUCUGGUAUCUCCGGGUUUGAAGUCGACGCGGACACACGGACCCGUUUUCAUGGGUCGCUGAGUGACGGCUAUGGCUUUACACAACUUGGUUUUUGUCAUCGACGUGGACCUCGGACAUGGAGAACCUGUCGUUCAGCCGAACGAACGGAACCAUUUUCUGAAACGAGGAAUAUUACAGAUCCUCCUGCGUUUUGGCUACAAAUAUGGCUUUGAUAAAGUUCGCUGGGGCUAUAGGUUCUUCCAGUCCAAAGCGGGCCGUCGUGCCAGGCUGGUGUCAAGGGCGUCGGAUUUCAAGGAGCUGCGGUACAAAACGUUUGAGGACUUUGAAGCAGAGUUUGAAGCCAAGUUUGACGUGAAUGGUAAAAUGAGUCCUGCUCAGCAGAAGCAGCCAUCCAGUCAGUCCACGGCGGUCCAGAACGCACUCAAAGAAACCUUGUUGGACUUCCAGUGGGACCGACCAGACAUCACAUCUCCCACCAAAGUGUGUCUGAGGCCCAGGAAGUCCAGCCGGGCUGGACAAGCAAGCGUUUCACGGGAGGACGAUGGUUCCGUCAGUGGGAGGAAUGUGGUGUUUGUGGUCGCAGAGUGUCCACAUUCCUGGGCUCAGCUUGUGGACUACCUGUCUGUCCAGAACCAGGACACCCGUCCCGAUGUGACGGACAGCAUUAUCUCCAGGGGUCUUCAGGACAUGCUCCUUCAACGACUGGUUGUGCUGAAUUGGAUUGACAGCAGAUCACAUGUGCAGAUCUCAAAGUGUGUGGACUUCAUGGGCUCAGACAAAGUGUGUGAGGUCCUGGCUCUGGUAGGUGGCCGACUGAUCCCAGUGAUCGCCCUGCUGGAUCUUUGCAGUCAGACACCACCCUCCGGUGUAGGAGGAGAGGCCUUUGCGUUUACGUCCAGCAUGGGAUACCUGCUGUCUCCUGAAAGGCUCUACCGCCUGGCCUUUCCUGUCACGGGGGCAGUUCUGCACUGGGGACAAGGGAACCUGACACGCAGCUGUAGCCUCACAGUGGAACCCAUGUCUCUCAAACAGCGCAUUCCUGUGCAGUCUGUGGACGUGUGUGUGAAAGCAGUGCUGCAGGGCUGGGAUGCCUCCUCCCUCACGCACACCUCCACAGAGUCGUGGAUGCUUCACAGCUCCAGCAUCUGUGAUCAUGGAGCAUUUACCUUCCAGCACCUCCUGAUGGAACUGUCUGCUCAUUCUCUGCACAUGCUUGCUGAGGUGAAUGACGGCGAUCUGGUGUGUUCAGCUGUACUCUCCCCGUUGUCACAGUCCACAGCUCUGCUCACUAUUCUUCAGCCUGGGGUCACUCAGUGUGAGCAGAUUCUGACCACUGACCUCAUGGCUCCUGCCGCCGCAGAAACGUCAGCCGACCUGCCAGACGUUGUGAGCAGUGUCCUUGGUGUAGUGUAUGAAAUCAUGGAAGAAGAUGGUUACAGUUCCGAUGAUAAACUCAAGGAUCCUCCGGUUCCUGAUUGGGCUCAGCAGGAGUUGAACUGCUGUCCCCUGACAACAAGUGUGUUGGAGACUUGGUUUCCACAGUCAGACCAGUCAGGAGUGAGCUCUCAUUUAAUGGAGUCAAUGAAGUUGCUGCAUGCAGUGCCAGAAAAGAGAGAGGAUGAAGAGUUGUUUGUCCUGCAGCAGCAGCUGAUGUGUGACCUGGCUGAGCUUUACCAGACAUCACCGGGUCCAGACCACAGGAGGGCCAAAAAGCGUGGCGCCCAGCGCACACCAGUGAAACAGAAGAUGAAGACCAUGAGCCGCUCACUGCAGAUGCUGAAUGUGGCAAGACUAAAUGUGAAAGCCCAGAAGAACCAGGCUGAAGAUGAGCAGCUGGGUCCAGUCAAAGCAGGGAAAAGACGCUCAAGUGACAAAAACUAUUGUGAAGGGGCAAACACAAUCAGUUUUACCACUGAGGCACAGCUGCUUUCCCAUCUGAAGGCCAGUUAUGAAAAGACUGCGGCAGAGAGAGACUCGUCCCUCCUCACUGGUGUCCAGCAGCUUGUGUCUGCUGUCAGAACCUUCUUCGUUGCAAAUUCAGACGUUGAGGUAAAGACCUCAGAGUUUGUUAAGCAGCACCUCCUCAAGACCAGCAAAUCACUAAGGCAGUUCUAUGGCACAUGCAGUGAUGUUGAUAGCAAAGUUAAAGAGUGCCAGCUUCAAGCAGUGCUGCGGCUGGAGUUGUGCAGAGUUUUGUCUUUGGCGCAAUCUGGCUCACUAGAUGGUGAUCAGAUGGCAGAAGAGGUGGCUGAAAUGUUGAGGAUCAUCUCUCUAACUAAAGACCCAGUUUGCAUGACAAGGUUCCUUCAGGAUGAUGUUCUCCCAGCCUUCCUGACCACUGUCCCCAGGGUGCUUGCAGACAUCUACCACAGUCUGGGCACUCAGCUUCCUGAGGCGCUGGUGGCCGUUCUGCCUGCUGACUUUUUCAGUGAUGAGUCUGUUGCCAAGGACAGCAUUUCCCCUUCUGCCUCCUCACCUCCCUCCCUCAGCCUGGCUUUGGACAGCAAGGAUGGUCUGCAGGACCUGCGGAAUCGCUCCGCUGGCAAAAAGAGGAGUGCAUUGCUCACUCGUCAUCGCAGUGUGACCGAAUCAUCUCAGACUCUUCGCCAAGUUGAGAUGCCCAAAAAGAUUACAAGAGCUUCUAAAUCAACGGUCUCUGUUGCCUUGGAGAAACCUGGAGAAGUUCACAAGCAAGAAACACAAGAGGUGACUAAAGUGAGACGAAACUUGUUCAACCAAGAGCUGGUCUCACCGUCAAAGACAGCCAAGCUGCCUAGGAGCCAGUCUGUGUCUGCUGUGGAAGGGCUGAAACGCAAGCGAUCUCAUGAGUCUGAAGAGAGACACAAACUUCUAACAAAGAAGGUGUGUGAGACCCCCCAACACAAGCAAGUGUCCAGUCGCCUCCUGUAUCGUCAGAAAAUUGGAAGGAACUCUGUUCCAGCUGAGGAGUGCGUUGUGGAGGAGUCCCCAGUAAAACCUGCAGAAGAACUAAGGAGAAGCCCAAGAAUAAAGCAGUUUACAAGACGACACUCAAACACGUUCUAUUCAAGUUCUCAGCCUCGCUCCCGUAACCUGGACAGGGUUCUUUCUGCAUCCCAGCUUACCCUCAGCGAUGGCAAAGUCAGUGGGGUCAACGUAAAGAGGGUUCGCUCUCCCGUGCGUCUUCUCUUUGGUGCUGCUGACUCCCCCAGUCGUGAAACUAGAGCCACAAGGUCACGACUGCCCAUAGACUGUUCUGUGUUUGAGAGUCCAAAUAAAACCCCAACAAAGUCGCUGAGCAAACAUAGUACGGGCACUGUUGGAAGUAGAACACCCAGGACCCCUCGUACACAGCAACACCUCAGAACCCCACCUUCAUCAAGGACGCAUGUUUUCUCUGUUGGAGAGAGUCCUGGGCCCCAUUCUGAUGAACUUGGUAUGGCUCUGAGGGGGGCUCCUUUCCGAUCUCCAGCUGGAAAGACACCCACUAAACAAAGCCCUACACGGAGCAAGCUGAAAGGUAUUCUCAGAACUCCAGUUAAAGCUUUGUUUGACAGCCCCUCUGGAUCAUGUCUACUCAAGAGCCCAAUAUCCAGGACUCCUAAGAAGAGUGUCACAUGGUCUCCAUCGCCACAAAAACAUAAAAUGAGGGAAAACAGCCCAACUUUCAAGGUACCGGAGUCACCUUGUCUUGUUUCUCGCAGUUCUCCCCGAUUGCUGAAGACACCCAACAAGUUCAGUCCUGUAAGAAGUACAAACACUAAAAGAGACAUUUUCAAGACCCAAGAUCAGGUCAAUCAUGUAAACACGGGCAAUGUUUGUGAAAAUGCAAAUGAUGAAAACAGUCAGCCAUCCUCUAAAAAUCUUCACAAGAUGAUAACACCUGAAAAAAAUGAAAUAUCCUGUGUAGGGGAAUCCACACCACCUGAAGGACCCCACCUGCUACCUAAACCUAGGACUCACAGUCCUACUCACCAGAUGGUUACUCGCUCUGGAAGAACCCCUGCUAAAAACAUUGUUUCCUCAUGUAACCCAGAAUCUACCCCAGAAGGACGUUCUCCUGUUUCAGAUGGAUCACAUAAUUCUCCAAAAUGUCUGACAAAAACCAGGUCUGGCUACGGAAUUAGAACCCCCAAGCGUAAGUCAGUGUCCCAGUCUGUGGAACGUGUUCUGUCCAGUCUAAAGACAGAGUGUGCUGAGGUCUCUCACCAGAGGAAGAACAUGCCCAUAGAUCCUAAAGAUGAAGUACAGGCUGAACAUUCCCCGUCAUCUGAAACAGACACAGAUUCACGACACUUGGACUCCUCACUUUUCACCUCUGCAUCCACCGAUGACAGCCUGGACAUUGUUGAUGCAGCAGUUGUAAAGACCCAGUUUAGUGGCGGUCUCAAGAUGAGCAUCACCUUUUCACGAAAGCCUUCAAAGUCCGGUGAAGACUUUCCCUUGAAGUUGGACUCCUCUAACCUGCCAGGCCAAGGCACGCCCGGGCGGAGCUAUGGCUUCCGGCAGACCCCGGAUCGUCAACAACGAGAGGCCGCUGCGCGCUUGGGGUACAGUAAGGAUUCUCCUAGGUUUUCUACCCCCAGAGGCCCUCUGAGAACCAGCCAGCACAGGGUCGUGGCUGCUCCAAACCCGCUGUCUUACCAAGUUGAGAUGGAGAUGCAGAAAUCAGGACUUCCAAAGCUCAAAAUCAAACGCUCGGAUUCAAUGAGUGCUAGUGAUUUGGCCCCAGAUGGAGGUCCUCGGUCAGGUGCUCAGAGUCCAAUAGUUGAUGUAAAACCCUUUCAGCUGGAUAGCCCCUUGGCUUUUUUUCCUAAACACAGAGAUCCUGGCUGUGUAUCACCAUCUGUCUGUACUCAUCUCACCCCAGCCAAGAGCACACCUGGAAAAGGUGGAAGUGUCCAAACAUAUAUUUGUCAGUCCUACACACCUACGCACUGCUCUGGGGGAACGGCGUCUCCAGUGGCUGUUGCAGAGAUCAUUCCCUUGACUCCUUCACCUCAAAGUGUAGGAAAGGUCACGCCAGACAACCUCAACAGCUGGCCUCGCAGGAAGAGAGCUCACGUUGGAGUGGUUGGAGGCAAAGAUCGUUGCCUGAAGGGGGAGCCUCUCCUGGAAGAGAUGCUGGAGGAGGCUGAGCUUGGAGUUAGCAGAUUGCAGGACUUUGAGGACACUGACGAACCCUCAGACAAGCCUGCAGUAGCACACGAAGGCCUGUACUGGAUGGAGAAGGCGGGUCCACACACUGACUGCCCCGAUCCUCAGUCAGCUGAAGAACAGAUCUCCUGGGCUGCAGGAAAUGUCACAUCAAUAGCGACCCCUCCCAGCUCUAAGGUGAGGAAGUCGGUGACAGCGAGUGGGAUUUUGGCCUUGACUCAGUCCCCGUUGUUGUUUAAGGCCAAAGCUGGUUCUGCUAGUAAGAGGGUGCCAAAUGUUAAAGGUCAUUUCCUAAAUGUUGCAGAGGAGGCUGCUUCAGGCAGGAGUGUAGAAGUGGAUGGAGUCGACAUCAGCCAGCCAAUCAGACGCUCCAACACAGGGAGGACCUGCAGCAGAAAGAGGUUGCUUCAAUGAACCACAAACAAACUGCUUCUGUUCAGAACGGCUUCUUGGCGGAAACUGAAGCAUGAAUGGUCCAUUCAGUUGUUACGAACACUAAAGCGUCUGACAUGUUGUGCUUAUUGUUUUAGUCAGUGCCGUUCAAGAUAUGAAGUUAAAUGUGGGGUUUAAAAUUGUCUAUUGUUCCUAUUUUAAUCAAAUGUUUUAAAAUCAAGUCAGAACUCAAAUAAUUAUUGCUGUUUAUUUAUCAUUUUGUCUUGUCAUAAAAUUGCUUUUAAGUGAAAGGUAAUGAUUACUGUAAUUCAUAGUGUAAAUAUGUUUCUACGGUGUAAAUAAAUGUGUUUUUUUUCUUAAAUAGA
Molecule: messenger RNA, 6795 nt
Organism: Betta splendens (Siamese fighting fish)
Lineage: Eukaryota; Metazoa; Chordata; Actinopteri; Anabantiformes; Osphronemidae
Gene: ticrr
Product: TopBP1-interacting, checkpoint, and replication regulator
Exons: 21
Coding region: 971-6451 (1826 amino acids)
Biological process (GO): response to ionizing radiation; mitotic DNA replication checkpoint signaling; regulation of DNA-templated DNA replication initiation
Cellular component (GO): nucleus
Molecular function (GO): chromatin binding
Source: RefSeq, a predicted model, not a curated record